GUUUUGUGCUCCCUACUUCAGGCUACUCCCAGAGCUUGUCUCAUUUGCUUCUGGUUAGAACUCCAGAGCUUCGUGCUAUACCCACAAGAGAGGUUAGCUUCUUCCUGUAUUUUUUUUUCUUCAUAAUGAGAGCCUCCUACGCACUACUCCCUCUCGUACUGGCCCGAACCAUCGUUGCGGCGUUGUCCAUCUGUGCUACAGACAAUACCUCUCCAAUAUCGCCCACUUAUUACCAGUUCCAGUCGAAUGGCUACUGUCAGACGCUAUGUCAAUCGUCUGGCUACGCGUACGCGGUGCUACAAGGCUAUAACUGUUGGUGCUCCAACGAGACCCCGUCGCUGAAUACUGAUAUGAGUAACUGCGAUGAUAGUUGCCCUGGGUUCCCCUCGGAUAAGUGCGCUGCAACUGGGUAUUACGGCUAUAUCUUGGUCAAUGCCGACUUAGUGGUCACUCCAGCUUCGUCUACCACAUCCACAACACCCACACCCACGUCCAAAUCCACCCCUACAUCUACCACCCCUACACCCACCGUCCCUACAUCCACAUCCCCAACCACUCCCUCAACUACUAGCAUACCUGCAACCACCUCAGCUACAGAAGACACUGAAACCACCGAGGAAGCCACAUCCUCAGUAGCCACACCUUCAGUAGCCUCCUCCACUUCUGGAGUCCUGUCUGCACUCGCCACCACUUCCGCUUCAUCCACCCCUGUACUCACCUCGUCGCUCCAACCAGUCACGUCCAUCGUGUACUCGGUAAAGACGGUUACGAACUCCGCAACAGUGGAGUAUUUCACCACCCAAAUCGCCACCACCACCACCCCUGGGGCCACCGACACCUCCUCCAAUAAUAACGGCAUCAACGGCACCAACCCUUCCAAGAAAUCUAAUAAAGGCUUCUUCCAGUCCAAGGGCAAGGUUGCUGGUGUUUUCACGGCCGUUGGGAUUGUCAUAGCGGCUAUUCUUGCCGCCUUACUUUGGUUCUUGUGCCGGAAACGCAGCGACGACGAAGACAUCGAAAGCUCUGAGGACUACGAAAAGAAAACCUUCGACCCGAUCCAGAGCGGAGCCCUUGCAAGAGCUGGGACUAUCAGCGCCUCUAUGAACAGAAGUAUGGCUGGCCAUGGCCAUCACCAUUCCAUUGGCGGAGAAACCAUGUAUGGUCCCUUCUACUCGCGCAGAGCAAGCAUUAACACCAAUUCGCCGCAGAGAGUCGACAGCCAGGUGACCCGAUCUAGCGGCAACAUGCCAAAGAUCGAUGAUGAUGAGUACUUGGAAAUCGACCAGCGCCUCGACCCGCAAAGCGCCAUGUUUAUCAACGCCGAUAACUCCAACAUCUCGUUGUACGAUGAAUAUGACUACUCCAGAAAGCUCGGGGUUGUUAACCCCGAUGUGAGCUCUUCUCUCCGCGCAGUUGACCCGGAGGCCGGGAUGAGCAGUGUGGAGGAGGAAGACGAGAGCGCUCUGAUCGAAGAGGUCCACCAUAAACGCGAUGGAUCUGACAAAAGUGGCUACAGCUAUGAUCAGUAGCUUUCGCCAGCCCUGCAUUUUUUUUUUU
Messenger RNA from Babjeviella inositovora NRRL Y-12698, 1557 nucleotides. RefSeq names its product Wsc4p (gene WSC4). The record is from RefSeq and is a predicted model, not a curated record. The transcript has a single exon. NCBI's taxonomy places the organism in Eukaryota, Fungi, Ascomycota, Pichiomycetes, Serinales. Bases 126 to 1529 code for a protein of 467 amino acids.